CCAGGAUAUUGUUUUACAGUGUAUAUUAGAUGUUGAUCUUCGUUCCCAGACACCCUUAUUAGUUGUGUGUGACUAGUUGUGGAGAGAUUCCCCAUUUGAUGGUUGGGCCAAAUACGAUGUUGAUGGUCGUUAUCCUUGUUUUCUGUGUACAAUCUGUGAAUGGUGAAGAUGCCUGUUCGACGGGAUUGUGUCGGUGUACAAAGUUUACAGCACACUGUGAAAAUAAAAAUCUUACCUACAUUCCAAAGUUUCCUAGGAAUAUCACAACAAUCAACUUAAUGAAUAAUUCUUUUCGUGAUAUCGGACCAACUACAUUUUUAAAUAUCAGCAACGUGAGCAUAAUAAAGAUUAUAUUAAGCCAUAACGAGAUUCACACUAUUUGCGAAAAUGUGUUUCAAAAUCUAUCUCGUGUUCAUUCAUUGGACUUAUCUGAUAAUCUACUGACUUCAGAUUCCUUACGGAACCUAUUCUCUGGUGUCCAGAAAAAUAGCCGACUCUCAAAAAUAUCAUUGAAGAAGAAUCGUUUACAAGCUAUUCCAUCUGACGUUUUUGAUGACUUUAAGUCCCAGAACGUAAUAAAAAUGGACUUAUCUUACAACAAAAUCAAAGACUUUAAUAUUUCAACUUUUCGAUCAAUUGAACGUUUAGGAGAAUUAAAUCUAGGGUAUAACAAUAUAUCAAGAAUCGGAACAGCUGUUAUUACACAUCUAGAAUACAUCUUUAUUAAUAAUAACAAUUUUGAUAGCCUACCAGACUUUUGUGAUUCCCAAACCUCCUUUCCAAAUUUAAAGGAAAUACAUAUACACGGCAACUAUAUUAAUAAUUUUAAUCCAGAAUACUUAAACUGUUUGAACAAUUUGAAAUACCUGGAUUUGAGUCAGAACGCCAUUGUCUCCCUGAAAACGGAUUAUUUUCAUUCUUUGAAGUCUCUAACCUGCCUAAUUAUCGAAGCCCAAGGGAAUCCAGAUCCGUUUAUUAUACAAGAACGUGCAUUCAAUAACAGCAAUAUAGUUACCCUGAGGUUGUCAAGAAACAGAUUAUCUCUUAAACACCUGGACGAACAUGCUUUCGAUGGAUGUGAUAAUUUAAGAAAAUUAAACUUGUCUAAAAAUUAUUUCUUUAAAAAUGAGGAAAAAUUAAAUGUCGCGCUUGCCCCUCUGAAAUCUCUUAAAAGAUUAUAUCUAAAUAAAUGUGGAUUACAAAGUAUACCCAAUGUUGUAGCUAAACAUCUUCAUGGUCUAACUCUUUUGAAUAUUAAUGCGAAUGAAAUAAAAUCAUGGCCAGAUAAUUUUUUUGAGAAGAAUAUUAAUUUGCAAGACAUAGACGUCGCGCACAAUAAAAUUCAGGAAAUAAUAACUGAUUUUGUGAUCCCUUGUCGACUACAGCUCAAUCUUUUGAAAAAAAGAUCUUAA
This is a messenger RNA of Patella vulgata (common limpet), 1412 nucleotides long. Its product is annotated as chaoptin. The record is from RefSeq and is a predicted model, not a curated record. NCBI's taxonomy places the organism in Eukaryota, Metazoa, Mollusca, Gastropoda, Patellidae. Bases 99 to 1412 code for a protein of 437 amino acids. The transcript is spliced from 3 exons. Gene Ontology annotation, molecular function: protein binding.